Messenger RNA from Helicoverpa zea (corn earworm), 669 nucleotides. RefSeq names its product ATP synthase-coupling factor 6, mitochondrial-like. The coding region runs from base 188 to 544 and encodes 118 amino acids. NCBI's taxonomy places the organism in Eukaryota, Metazoa, Arthropoda, Insecta, Lepidoptera, Noctuidae. Gene Ontology annotation, molecular function: proton transmembrane transporter activity. Gene Ontology annotation, biological process: proton motive force-driven ATP synthesis. The transcript has a single exon. The record is from RefSeq and is a predicted model, not a curated record.
AUUAUGGAAACUACAUACCGCGUAAGAUUUUUUUAUUCAUAAAAAUAGCAAGUAGAUUGCAACCAAAUUCAUAGAGUAACUAACCAAAGAGAAUUUUUAAAUACAAAUCCGUGAAAGUGAUGUUCAGUGUCACAUUCCGAAACGCAACUGUCAUUAUUAUUUGUGGGAUAAAAAAUGUUGCAAAAGGAUGAUUGCUUUUAAAUUCCUCAGCGGAGUAAGAACAGCGGUGGUCUCCAGAGUUAUCACGAGAAACAAAGGCUCAGCUUCUGAUCCUGUUCAGCAGCUAUUCGUAGACAAGAUACGGGAAUAUAGGCAGAAGAGUGCUGAUGGAAAAUUUGUGGACCCUAGCCCAGCUAUUUUGAAAGAACUGAAGGCAGAACUUGGGAAACUUGAGAAGCACUACGGCGGUGGGCCAGGGGUCGACAUGACGGCGUUCCCUGAUUUCAAGUUUGGGGAGCCUAAGCUUGAUCCUAUUGAUGAAGUAAUUCCUGAAAAACCCUCAGCCAGAGGUAAGAAGAAGAAAAAGAAGCCUAAGAAGAAGUGAUUGCUUCGAAGUUGUCGGCUUUGUAAACAUAGAUGCUGAUAUUAACUUUUUAUGUAUAGUUUUAUUGUCAAAGGAUUUGCAUGUAAACAAUUACAAAGCAGUUUUAGUAUAUAAUUAUAAAAUAA